AUGCGAUCCGGGGAAGCAGGUGCUGCAAAAGGGUCCGUGCAGAAGCUGCGGCUGGGCGUCUACCGGCGCGCUGCGCAGGGCGUCAAAUCUUUGCUUCGGUUUCCAUUUCUUUCUUCGCAAACCAAAGCCAAACCACCAAAAGAAAAUCUCCCCUCCACCCGCGCGCACCGCAACGUCGAUGCCCACGACAACCCGAACCUAAUCAACACUCUUCGCCAAGGCCUCGCAAAUAUGCUGACGCCCACGAGCACCUUCGCCAUCCGCCUCGCCGGCCAGGGCGCCGCCCGCGCAUCGAUUGCCUCUUCCAUCGCCCGCACCACCGCAUGCCCGUACUCGACCGCCUCCAUGAAGCAGCACCAAGCCUCUGCCCGCCCAAUUGGUCUCGCCUCGACAACCGGCCCCAUCGCCCGAACCAGCGCCGCCUUUGCCGCAUCCCCCUCGUCCUCCAUCGUCGCCCGCGUUGUCCGCCAACCCUGCUCCCAACGCUGCAACGCUACCGCUACCGCCUCCGCUGCGGCGCAACAAAAGUCCGCCCCUUCGCCGGGCGACAGGUUGGACUGGGAGACCUUCUUCCAGCUGCGCAAGUCCCGUAGAAGGUGGCAGCUUGGCUUCAGCGUCAUUUCUGGAUUGGGAUCCUUUGUUGGCGGUGCUGGCAUCUUGGCUACUGGCAUUGCGGACCCGUUGGUGACACAGAUUCCGCUGGAUCCUUUCAUUACGAUGGGUCUUAUGACGAUGGGCUUCGGUGCUCUUGGAUGGCUUAUUGGACCUAGCGUUGGUUCUCUGGUGUUCUACACGCUGAACAAGAGGUGGAAGACUCAGAUGACGGUGAAGGAGAAGGAAUUCUUCGCCCGCAUCAAGAAGAACCGUGUUGACCCCUCUGUCUCCUCUGUUGGUAACCCUGUCCCCGAUUUCUACGGCGAGAAAAUCUCAAGCGUCAAGGGCUACCGUCAAUGGCUCAAGGACCAGCGAGCCUUCAACAAGAAGCGUGUCAGCUUCGUGUAG
Molecule: messenger RNA, 1002 nt
Organism: Colletotrichum lupini
Lineage: Eukaryota; Fungi; Ascomycota; Sordariomycetes; Glomerellales; Glomerellaceae
Exons: 4
Coding region: 1-1002 (333 amino acids)
Biological process (GO): protein import into mitochondrial matrix
Cellular component (GO): PAM complex, Tim23 associated import motor
Source: RefSeq, a predicted model, not a curated record